Messenger RNA from Bombus huntii, 11124 nucleotides. RefSeq names its product protein eva-1. NCBI's taxonomy places the organism in Eukaryota, Metazoa, Arthropoda, Insecta, Hymenoptera, Apidae. The transcript has 10 exons. The record is from RefSeq and is a predicted model, not a curated record. Gene Ontology annotation, molecular function: carbohydrate binding. Bases 1277 to 2947 code for a protein of 556 amino acids.
GCGCCGAACGUCGAACCGAAUGCAUGUGGUGUUCCUCAUUUUUUGUCCGUUGCCUUUUCGGUUACUUUUUUAAACAUCGUCGCAAUUCGCUCGUCAUUUGUUCACGAAUCGUCAGUGAGAAAAAACCAAUGAAAAAGUGACGCUCGACUUUAUCGACCGGUUUCAUAGUGUACAGUGUCACUGUGAGAGUUUGACAUUUAUUGUUGGAUACAUUCUCCGCUGCUAACUCGCCUCGAUUCGAUCGUUGUCGAUGAUCGUGUGCAACGAAAAGGAAGACAUUCUUCCACCGCUCAAAUCUACUUUGUUUUCACGCACAAUUGACAGCAUGCGUUUGAGUGAUGGUGGAUAGCAUUUCUCUGACAAACAUGUGUCAGUGAAACGACGUUUGCUCAGGAGACCACGUGACCAGUGUUGGAAGGUUAUGUGAACAGCGUCUUUACAGAAAUCGCGAUACUCUGAUCUAUCGAACAUCGAUACUCACACGUUAUGUGAUAAUCGACGUAUGACAUCGACAUCAAAUUAGUGAGCAAUCGCCAUUAUAAGUAACGGUUAAUUCGUUCUUGCGUUUUAUUGAGAUUAUAUUAACGAACUGAAUGAGAUUACAUUAGUUUGUGAUACGGUGUAUAUGUUGAAAAUUUCACCUAUUUUAUGCUUAAUAUGCAUGACACGGUGAAACGGACCGGCUCGAUACUCAAGGUCGUCGAUUUGAAUUCGACGAAUUUGCGAUCGUUCUUCGACGCGUGAUUUUCUUCUGUUUACGCGCUACUUUUAUACUUUCGUCCCUUUGAAAGUGUCCAACUUGACUUAAUUCUCGCUCAUUGGUGAGAAAGCGCUUGUGAUGUGCUGGUGUUUGUGUCACGUCGACUGAGAGCUUACACGGUGUGCGCCGAAUGUCAAGACGAUAAUUGGUGCUGUCUUGAGGUCGAGUGACUCGUGUCAUCAUGUUGACAAUUGUUUUGCUGCUCCUUUUGGGUCAACCGGUUAUACCGGCGGAAUACUUGGUGUGCGUUGUUCUGUGAAUGGACUCUGGUUCAAUCUUGCGACUCAGAACGGUGCUGCAGAAUUCCCGAGGAAGAGAAGAGGGACGACGCGACGAUUUGACGGGUGCAGAAAAAUAAAAGAAAAGAAAAGGAAACGAAUGGAGAAAAUAUUAACCCGGCCAAGACGAAAGUCAGUGUCUUCUUGGCUGAUUUGACAUUUUCGUGUGCGCGCGCGCGUGUGUGCCUGCGAGGUCUGUGUUUUCAUCGCUUCAAAACGGAAGCUCGGAAGAAGAGAAAUGGGAAUAUUGGGAAAAUUGCUUUCGUCGGUGUCCCUGGUGUCCAUCUGGUGUCUGCUGAUCGUCGAACCAGGCAAGGUUCAGAGGGAACAGGAUCAUCUGGCCUUGUUAUUAGGCACCCUGAAGACCUAUCAGCGCGCAGCUUGUGACGAGGAGUCGAUGACACUGAAGUGUCCACUAGGUACCACCAUCUCUGUCGUUCUAGCUCAAUAUGGUAGAGCAGGAGCAAAUGGAACCGAUAGGUGUAGCUCCUCUGAUCCAUCCAUGUACAUUGGGGACAGACAAACGAAUCAGACUUGUAUCUGGCCGCAAUCGCUGCAGUACUCACUGUUGCAGACGGUUGUGGAUGUUUGUCACAAGAAGAGGCAGUGCAAGUUCAACACCAGUCCAGAAACCUUUCAGGGUGAUCCGUGUCCUGGAUUGCCGAAAUACAUCGAAGUCGCCUACCAAUGCCGUCCUUACGAGUUCAGAAGUAAAGUUGCCUGCGAGAAUGACGUCAUCAAUCUUGUCUGCCACCCUGGACAAAGAGUUGCCAUUUUCAGCGCAUCGUUCGGCAGAACGGAGUACGAAUCCCUUCAAUGUCCUCAGCCGCACGAUGUGAAAGAAGAAACUUGUAUGGCAUCGUACGCGACGGAAACCGUGAUGAAUUUGUGCCAUGGGAAACGUCGCUGCUCGGUGGUGGCAAACAGUUCGACGUUCGGUGAGCCUUGCAAUCCGGAAAGCAGAACGUAUUUGAAAGUUGUCUACACGUGUGUACCACGAGCUGUGUUGAAAGAACAAUACCAAGGCGACGUGGAAAUGGACGAGGUGGAUUUGAUGCAUCAAUUUGAGGAGGGAUUCGACAGGGCGGACUUCAGGGCUGAGUUCAGUCCUAGUCCGAACCUCGAAGGGCCACAAUCUCAGCCUAGGGACAACAUCUCCCGGAAUUUCCCUACGGUCAGCUCAUCCCCGCCGCGAGCCAGAACUAACAACGACGUGGACACACGAACGAACAAGUUUAAAUCGAUUGGUAUAGGAGCGAAAGACUCGCCCCUAACACCUACAGUUAUGCAAGGGAUGAUUAUGUUCGACAACAAUGUGGCUGAUGUUACUACCAGCAGUACGAUGUCACCGAUUAAUUGCACCACGGUAGUCUACGCCUUUCCGGAAGAGGAUCGUGUCGUUGUCGGAUAUAUCAAUGAAUGGAUCAAUGCCUAUUCGUUUAUAUCGAAAAAUCAAGAAAAGUUCUACCUCUACAUCAUAGUGUCGGUCACAGCCGGUAUUUUAAUUUUCCUGGGCUUGGUAAUUGGACGACUUCUUGUCAGUCGUCACCGUGCAAAAAGAGAUGCGAAAUUCCAUGCAAAUAACGAAGCGCUUCCAAAUGGAUUCACCGAUGACAUUUCGGAGAUCGACGCGGAUAUUGAUCUUACCACGCCGGUACCAGUCCCAAUGCAAGACACAAGGAUUCCAGAGACUCAGCUAGCCGAGAGGCUCCAUGGCGAUCGUUACUACGCGGAAACCAGGAUACCAAUGUCGCCCACCACGAUUCACCCAGCGCCAGGACACUACCCUGGCAACACAGGUGUCAGGGUGGAUCUAGGUAACCAUAUGGUGGGCACAGAUAGCCUCCAUACGAUUCUGCGUCCAGAAAAUCCACGAAGCAUGAGCACGAAAAGCUAUUACUACGGCUGACAGGAGGAAGGGGGUGUCCCGCGCGAGGGACGACCCCCGUCCUUGAGCCCGGUACCAGAAGUGAGCACGCGGAAGUACUGCUUUUAAUCGAGAGACCGAUUUUCUAUGGAACAGCGAACGAAGCCGCUGUAAAAAGCAGGCGUUCCAUACUAACGAACGCUAACUCGUCGUCGAUUGGAAUCGUUGUUUUUUCGAGCGAAAAUCAAGGAGGCCUUCGUCUUGGUACCGGAAACGAGCACGUGGUGGUGACCCUCUUUUCAUAUAUAUCAUCAUUUCUUUCUUCUCCAAUAUUGAACUUUCAAAAGAAACCGGGAAAUUUGAUGAAAAAUUCGAUUUCCACGAGAGAGAAAUCAGAAGAGAAUAGAAUCGUACCACAGUUUCCUUGAAGAUUAUUUCAAUUGGUGUUUUCAAGGAAUAUGCAUGGUUCGUGCGCUUUUAAUACCGGAAUUGACGGUAUUUGAUUCGUGCAGAUCAACUUCAUGAAACAGAUGGAAAUUUAGUUGGAUGCUGAGCGUUGGGAGUGGACAAACUUGUUAUCUUUCGCCGUGGAAUUGUUCUACGCGUGCCGCUGCCCGACACCGGAAGCGAACGAGAGCUUGGCCACUGAGGUGGGAACUUUAACGAGAGCGUUGUAAAUACGACGUCGGUGUACUGAUAGUUUCACCUAUUUCUAUGGAAAUUCUAAUGAGAAGCUCUGUUAGAAAUAAAAAUUCAUUUGAGCGAAGAUUCCUUCAGACAACGAUCGAGGACAGGGAUAUUAAAAAAAGAAAACCCUUAUUGUUUGUUGGAGAUGAUGUUAUUAAAAAUAGUACUGUUUUUGAUAAGAAACUGCGAUUAUAAAAGGCUGGAUUAUCGAUUAGGAGGUAUAAGUAAAUACGUUGAAUAUAAAUGACGGAAAUAGAACGUUUUUACGCGGGCAGCAUCCGUUUUUGCGAUCGAUACCGGAAGUAAAUAUCUGCAAUGUCGUCGUGUAAGAUGAUUAUGAUUGUAAGUAGAUUUUGAUAUCGGAAUUGAGUAAAAAGAAUUGUGUGAAGUGGGGGAAAAGGAAGAAAGUAACAAUCGAUACCGAAAAAAGAUUUAUUCUGGUCUAUAGUUUAGAACUCAACCCAGACAGCACAGAGAAGCUUUAUGGAUGUUUUAAAGAAAUCUAAUAAUGUCAUUUUCAAAUAUCUCAAAGAUAUCCUUUAGCGCCUUAAAGAGAUUAUCAUCUUACACUAAACUUUUCAAGAUACUGACAUAUUUAUUUAUUUUAUCUUAGUCAGAAGAAUAAUUAUAUUAAUAAUACUUAUAUUACAAUAAUAGCUAUUUGUAUAGACAUCUUUAAGUCGAAAAAUUUGGACAAACUUAUACUUCGUGUGCUGUGUGGGAAUGAUUAUUUAAUUUGCGAUUGAAUUCUGAUAUGUUUCAGUUUUCAUUAUGAGAAAGCUCGAUAAUGAAAAAGAAAAUAAAUAUAUAUAAAUUGCAAUUAUAAUUUAACGGGACAAAGAAUUUUUUUAUCAUUUCUUCUAUUUUUAAAGCCAAUAAUUAGAAUUCUAUAUCAUACAAAUUUUCUGCAUGAAUUAUUUCCAUUAGUAGAUCAAGAUUGAAAUAUUUUAGUAAGAAUUUCAUGAAAAUGAAAAAGGAGUAUCACUGCCUAUGGAACAGUAAUAAGAAUAAUAAUAAAUCUGCAAAAAAGGCGGAUCAGUAUCCUAUGUGUACGUACAAUAAUUUGUCAUUCAAGAAUCAAGUUUUUCUAACGAAAAUCACGCACACACUUCUUUAAAAGAAAAAACAAUACAUAUCUGCGCCAUCUCUGUACAGCAAUAAACAAUCGCAACUUUUUCCAUUCGAAAGAUCAUUUCUCCUUGUCGAAAGAUCGAGAAGACUGUCUGAAAAAUAUAUAUCACUGCCUAGUCGAUGAGAAAAUGAAAUACGGGUCCUUUCUUGUUAACCAGAUUUUCUUAGAUUUUUCUCAAACCGGACUAUGCUACCGACGUUGUCACACUUAAAGAUGAUUCAUGUGAUAGGGACAAAUGUUGAUAGCGUAAUGGUCUUGAUAAUAAUUUUUCUAGUACGAACUUGUAGCAUAUUUCUCUUGUUGGAAAGAAAGAAUAAAAGAAUAGAAAAUUAUGUGUGGCUCAAAAUAUAAAUUUAUAUGUUAGUAUUUUCUUACGAAUUCGUCUAUAAAUUUUAUGAAUAAUUAGAAGGUGCUUUAAAUCUAACAUGAACUUCACAAAUAUGGCUUAUGAAUUUUUACUAUGAACACAUUAUUAUGUUUUAGCAGAUUAUAUUUAGAAAUAACUUCAAAAUUAUAAUUCUUUCUAAACAUUAAUGAAAAUUUUAUAAUUAAGUAUUUGAGCGACGCAUAACAUCAUCGUCAUCUACAAUGAAGACAUUUACAUUAUUAGUCGGUAGUAUUAUUUAGAUUUCUUUCGAUUAAAGCUCAGUGCACCGGAACUAACAGUCAGCGAUCAGAGGAUCAAUAUUGUAAUCGAUGGACGAACGAACACAACACGAUCGAACGACACGAAUCGACGAUCGAUCGAUCUUCCUAGAAUAACAUCAAUUUCUAAUUAGUACCGUAAGAAAAAUAAAAAAUGAACCAAAAAAGUAAAUUAAAAAAAGAAAGGGAAGGAAAACAAAAACUAUGUGGAUCGAACGCUUAAUUUCUAUCUAAAUUGAUUGAAAUCGGGAUUCACUAUGAUCGAUGGUUAACCGUGUAUUUCUAAGAAAACAGGAAAUCGAUCGAUCUCAACGAAGUUACAGCGGUUUUGUAUCUCGAAUACACGCAACAAAAAAAAAAAAAAAAAAAAAGGAAAAAAACAAAUAAAAUGAAACGCACCGCGAAACGACUUUUAUAGAGAAACGAUCUGUAUGUAUAUCACGCUGUAAAUAGAAACAAUGUAAUUUACGGUAAUUGUUAAGAAAUUCAAGCAAAGAGAGAGGGAAAGAAAGAAUGUGUGUUGUAUGAAAGAGAAUAUUGUACCUAGAUCGAAAGUGUAAUGUAAUCGGAGGUUUCGUAGUUAACAACUUACUCUCUGUGCCAUUGUAUCGAUUUUACGAAGGAACGAAAGCUUUUAGUUGUAUUUUUAAUUAAUCGAAAAUAGGUCCUUCAACUGGAAUUUUGUAUAGUUCGAAGGAAUUAACUUUAUUAAGUGAGGAUUCACAGUGCCAUUCGUUCUCGCAUAUGAUAUUAGGUUCUUUUUAUUUAGAUGUAAACCGACAUUUAUUUUAAGACGAUAGUAUAAGUAAUAAUUAUUCAUUUGUAUAUUAAUUCUUACGCUGUAUGUUUGUACACUCAUCGGGGCGCUAUCGCAAAUAACGAGGAUGGAGUAUAUUUAAUAUUUAAGAAUUAUAAGGUUAACAUUCUAGUAAUUGAAUAGCUCAUUGAAGUUGCAUAACGAGAAUAGCACGAGAAACAGAAAUUUCUUAUAUACUUGUAUACUUGUAUAUUUAUAUUUUUGUAUACUUGUAUUUAAGAAGAAAAAUGUAGAUUAUAUAAAAUCACAUUUUACUCCGAAAAAAGUGAUUUUAGGUUCUCACAUUGGUUUCUUUAUUUCUUACAUUCAUGUUAGGUUUUUCACGUCUUAAAAUUAUAUAUGAACUUUUAUGCUUUAGUAUUCUGUAUAAUUGCAUACAUUUUGAAAUAUUCUUUCCGAUUAAAAUUCGUAUUAAAUUUCAUUAACUUUCUUUUAUUCGACCAAAACAUUCGUAUUAAAAGUAUAAGAGAUGAAAAUGAAGCAUGAUACUCAUUGACAAUAACGGAAUUAAAAUAAACACAUUUUAGUCUCAGAGUUCAAUACGCCAAUUUCAAUUCAAGCUUUAUUUCCAUCGCUGAAACAUAUUUCGAGAAAGAUGAUUCUCUCACGCGACUAAGCGGCCGACUAUAACAAUGUACCCCGUAACAACAAUGGAACAGUUCACACAACUUUUCGUGCAACAAACGAUUUUACAACUGGUUGAAUCCAACAAUAGACCAUGCAAUAAACAAUAAUCAAAUAUCUGUACCAAGCAAUUAAUUCUACAAAAUGGCUUACUUUUGCUGGCUAUAAACUACCAUAACAUGCUAAAAAUGGAAGCUUAGAAAAUAAUUAUUUACUAAAUACAUGGUAUAAUAAGAAAGAAAUAUAGACUCUAUAAAACGAUGAUCAAAUUUCUGUCAUUUUUCAUUCUUAACUGUUAAAAUCCAAGAUCGUUUGAAUUAUUUUGAGUUCUGAUACUUUCGAAAAACAUGUGCGUUAUGUAAAGUACCUACACGAUAUCAAUGAGCUAAUCAAUUAUUAAUUCGAAAGGCGUGCGAAGAAAUCCGUGUUGUUCUGCUGAUUAGAUCGCGCGGUGGAGAUAUAACCUGCCAUGGCCGUGUUUUUAAUUGAUUUGGCUUAAUUAAGCCACUCGUGCGGGAUUGUGGCAAGUCGCACUGGUUUCCAGGAAAAUUCUAAUUCCCUUUUAUUCUCACUUCUCAAAUAUUUCGCGUUUCUACACGUUCUUUCUUCCAUCGCUCGAUCCUCCCAUAUUUUUCAACUUGACAGGAUUUUUCAUUUUCUUAAAAAUACGUAUUCUAUUCUGAUUCAUCGUCAUGAAAGUUCAAUAAGUCGAUUAGACAAUGGUACAGGUGGAUUAACAAAAAUUUUAUUGCGUAUUUAACUAAUAUCUAUAUCUCUUUUUUAAUCAAAUUUUGAUUAAUUUAGAAAAUUGUAUUAAUGUAGUAGAAGUUUGUGUAUAUUGUUUUAUGAAUUUGGUUCAGAUUGGAGAAACGUUUGAGAACCUCUUUUGUCAGGUUCUCUUAAAAUUUCAUACAUUAGCAAGAUUCUUCUCCAGAGAAAACUAUGUCUUUUAAUAUUAUAUUCUGUAGAGGAGAUACGAUUUUACAUAGUCAAAUUUAAAGUGUAUUAUUAUUCCAUGUUUUAUUAUUUCACUGGAUAUUGCAUUUAAAAUAUUUAUUUGUAAAUCAAACGUUUCCUUUUUAUUCGCACAACUCGUCUUUUAUAAUUCGAUGCGUAUUAUUAUGUAUGGUAUGUAAAUGAAUUUGAUUGUUUCUUGUUUUGUUAUUAACAAUCAUUCUGAUGAUCGAGUUUCACGCGCGCAGGAGGAUAAAUUUCAAGUAAUUUGCCGUGAGUUGAAAACGUCCCAUUGGUACUGGCUCAACGGAAUGAAAGAUAUGAAACAGAGUAUAGGUACUGAAUGAAACGUUAUGAUGUAUCGAUGUGCAGAGUAUGAAAGGAUUAAUAUCAUAGAUUCACGUAACGCACUCGAUAUUCAAUAAACAUUCUGGUUUUAUAAAUAAUUCUUGUGUAACGUGCACGAUGCAGUAGUAGCAUAUAUUAAUAUCGAUUUGCUUUCUAUUUAUUUAUGCAAAUACUAAUUUUUCGAGUACUUCAUAAACUACUUAAUGUUUUUACGUUUUAAUCUUUUUUUUAAAUAUAUAACAUUACCAAAGAGAUUAACUUUAUUUCUAUUUUGCUUAAGAUACUUACAUAUACUACUUUUUAAGAAUAUUUGUCCUAAUAAUAGAAUAAUUUAAAAUUGAUUAUAAUUACUUUUUAGGUGAUUUUUAGGUGAAUAAUAUUGUUAUAAAUUACCAAGGAGCAUCAACACGAGAAAUAGUAUCUCUUUAUAUUUUACUUGAAAGUAUGAUUACUGUUUCUAUUAAUAUAUUAAACGUUGCGCAGGUUAUUAUUUAUUUCAUGUACCAUUACAUCCAACUCAGAAAGCGUGCAAAAUCAUACCAAAGACAAGUUGUUAAUGCAUCGAUCGAUAGGUGUGUGAUUAUAGGGCUCAGAAAUAAAGACACGAUUUAACUUCAUCUUCAUUUCAAAGAAACCAAUUUCCUAAUUCAAAAAUUACACGAUAUAUAGCAUGUAUGUCUAUAUUUGUUUGAGAGUUUAUCUUCAAUAAAAUAGAUCUUUAAUACUCAAUGUAAUAAUAGGUUUUAAGAACAUUUAAUUUACAAUUUUUCAUUUUUCUCUGUAAUUCUUCUAAAUUAACUAUUAUAUGUAAGAUUGAGUAAAUUUCUCCAAGAUCCACAGCUCCAAAUAAACUACAAAAUGCAUCUAAAAUAGCAAAACCGUGCUUAUUGAAAAAAUUACAAAGUCAUUUUGGAAUAAUUCAAUAACACAAUUUUUUAAAGUAAGGAAACGUCGCCAUGUUUCUUUAUGAAAUGUUUCUUUUCUAUUUCGUGAUCUUUCUUCCUGAGCGAUUCAAAUUACUUUAUUGUCGAGGCGACUUGUUCGAAGCGGAGUGCCUGAUAUCACUUCGCGAGGAGCACUUCCAAGAGGAUUGCGUGCUCGUCAUUGACUUUGCGGAUAAAAUGCAAAUUCCUGUUAAACGAAUCUUUCAAGGAAGUUAGGAGAACACACGUGCUCCAUGUAAUGCAUAGAUGGAACGGAGCACAACGUGAUUUGCCAUGACAGCCGGAAACGGCAUUCCGUGAUGGGGAACAUGCGAUAGGAAGGUUCAUGACCCUGUUGAAAUUGGGGAGAAUUCGGAUAUGAUACAUCAUGGGAUUUUAAAUUUUGAGAUAGAUAAUAUGGCGGUAUUAAUUUCGAGAAAAUGUGCACCGUAUUUCGGUUAAUUUCCGAAAAUCUUGAUCAUGAAAUUACUAGAUCCAUACAAUCGUCUUUCAUACUAUGGUUUGAAGAAUCGUAACAUAACUAUUAAUUCCUAUGAUAUAUCGGCAAAAUGACUGUAUAAGGAAAGCUUCGCAUUAUUUUAUUUCUACAAAUAUAUUAUUAUAUACUAAAAUUCAUAAAAUCACCAACCACAAAAUUACACUAGAAAAAAUUCUAAAGACUUGUGUAUGUAUGCAGAAAUUUGUUAGAGUUUAAAUGUUUGAUUAUAUAAGGAAAUUUCCAUAAUUCUUUUUAGACAAAUUCGAAAGAUUCGUAAAAUAAUUUAUCUGAAAUUGUAGCUUGUUAUUUCGAGAACGUGACGAGACGUUCGCUCUGUUUUCGCAUAAAUCUCGCGCCAUACAUAUUGAUUAACGUAGUAAAACUGAAAGCGAGGGGCGAAAAAGUUUGACAGCAGUUGAGCAAGUUUUAGUAUUUGUGGAAGGAGUCAGGGAUGUAGCUCGAUUCGAUGGAAACUUUUGAACGUUCCAGAGUGGUAGGAUGUAUUUAUUGUUACAAUUGUUCGAUCGGUUCGAUUGAUCGCUCCACGAUUAAACGUUGCGGAAUAAAAACAGCAUGAAUUCCAAAGACAGAAAAGAUCUCUGUAUUUGUAUUAUUCACAGGAAACUUCAUACAUGUCAAAAUUGGAAAAAAAGAGUACAAUUCGUUGUUGUAAAAUCUUGCAUGUAAAACUACAGUGUGGGUUUAAUAUUUUUAAUUGUUAUUUAAAACGAUAAUUGUCAUCAACUGUCAUCAAUAACUAUUUUUUAUAUCGUAUCACGAAUAAUGCACGCAAAAUACGGAGUAACUGCUCAUUUUCAACAGAUCGAUAAAUGGAUCAAACCGACCAGAUCUCAUUGAAAUGUGUGAGAGUGGCACGUACCUAUUAGAAGGACUUGCUUCUUGCGAAAUUUACUGAGUAUUUUAUAUGAAAAGUGGCGAGAAAUGAACUUUACGAUGGAAUGUGUGAGAAGACGAAAGAGAGGAAUAAGAGAGAAAUGGGUGUAAGAGUGUAACGAAAAUCGACGAGUUUUUAUUGUAAGUAUCUCUUGUUCGUAAGCACCUUGUAAAUAUCGCUGUACCAUAAAUAACCGUGUACCCUACGAGUUCGACUCCUCCCCGAUCUCGAAUCGAAAAAGAAAUCAAAGCGGGACAAGAGGGUUAGUAUCGAAAGAAUGUCGUUGUUCAAGACUAUAUUAGGAGAAAAGACAGAGAAAAGAUGUAUGAAAAGAUGUGUGAAUUUUCGCUCGAAAGACUGAACAACCAAUGUUAGCAGUGGGAAAAAAGAAAAGACGAAAGUUUAUCGAAUCGAGUAAUGAAAUUGUAUUUACGAAACGUUAUCGAAUGAUUAUUAAUUAUAUACAGAUGAAUGAUGAGAGGUGAAAAAAGGGGUGUUUACAGGGAUUUUAAAUGUAGGGUUUCUAUCUAAUAUGGUGUAUUGACAAUCGACAUCGCGAGGGAAGUACGAAACAAUGUAUCGUUCUGUUAACGUUCUGGAGCGAGUCUGAAAUCUCGAACGUACGACUAAUGUUUCCAAUUUGUGUAACUAACCCUUAAAUGAUUUACAAUUAUAAUAAAUGAAUUACGAAAGGA